AUGGGCAUUGAGCCCUCUUCAGCUUUUGCUGUAUGCAAUUAUGGUGACUGCUACAUAAGGUUCAAACAGAACAUAAAAAUCUUCUGUGAUGUGGAUUCUCCUGGUCACUUUGGAUCAUAUAUGUUACAAUCAAUGGUAGCUGAACACCUCAACUUGACUUGA
Messenger RNA from Laccaria bicolor S238N-H82, 162 nucleotides. RefSeq lists its product as uncharacterized. NCBI's taxonomy places the organism in Eukaryota, Fungi, Basidiomycota, Agaricomycetes, Agaricales, Hydnangiaceae. The transcript is spliced from 2 exons. Bases 1 to 162 code for a protein of 53 amino acids. The record is from RefSeq and is a predicted model, not a curated record.